AUUGUAUUAAAUCUUUAUAGGUAAAUGAUUUGCAGUCAUGCCUGCAUGGAAAUAACACUCUAUAAAAAGAAGUUACUUAAAUCUGGAAGAUUUUUUUUUUCACUCGAUGCAAAAUAAGGGAUCUGCUUGUUUCGUAACCUGCCACAAUUUUCACUCAAAGCAUGAUCUCCGGGAACUAAGCAGUAAUUCCUCUUUCAGAUACCAGAAAGUGCAUGUAUGGAUAUACAGUAGGUUUGGUUUUUGAGAAAAAUCUAACAAAGGAUUCACCAUCAGUACGCCAUCUUACUCUUGGAUAUACCUGUAGUGCUUGAAUCCAAACCCUUGUAAAACCUUUAUUACUUCGUGUUCUGUUGUAGUCAGAGGUUUGAUUAGAAAUGUUGGGGGAGAGCUUCAUACUCAUGUUAAACAUCAGAGAGGAGGCUGUGUGUUCAUCAGACAUUACAUGCACAUCAUUCUCUUCUUCUGCUGAUGGUGUUUUUACACAGUUUAAAGACACACUAUCAUCUCUCGUGCCAGGAUCAGUUGUCAGGCCUGUGCAGAAACUCUCUGAGUCCAAAUCUCCUCACCACAGAUCUGAUCUCUACAUCUCAAAUCAUGAUGAAAAGCCCUAUGUAAGCCUGAGUCAACCUGAGGAGUCUAAUGCUAUCUUUGACAAUCUGUCCUUAGACCUGCAACUGAAUACAAUCACAGACAGCAAGCAGGUUUAUCCUCUUUCAACAAAACCACGAGAAUGGCACAUCUCAGACCCGAUUAACUCUGUCCCCCUGCAGCAUCAUUUCAUACCAGCAUCAGUGCCUCUCAAGCAGGAUGACAUCCCUGAUGAUGGCUACCUUGUCAUGGAUAGCAGCAUUAUGCUCAAUGGGGGGCCACCAACUAACUCCAUGCUCAACGGUUACCUGGACAAGAAGCUUCAAGAAGUUUAUAGCCAGUAUUUGCAGGAGAGGCUGACAUAUCCUGGAUCUUCACCAGAUUGCAGUCUUCUCCAUCCCUUUCAGCAGAAGAGCCUUAUUCACCUCAGCCAACCACUAAACAUGGACUCAAGUCUGGAGCCAGAGACUAGACAAAGUCAGGGAGCUGUCAGUCAACAGGCCAGCUCCAACUUCAGCUCCCCAGUACUGCGCAUUUCCAAUGCAGAAUAGCCCAUAAAGCCUAUAGGCACUUUAUGUAUCUGUGAGUGGGAGAAGAAAACUUAUAUACGCAAACAUACACACAAAUAUACAAGAAUGAGUAUAAUAAAAUCCUUAAUUUUGCAUUUUGCAUUGAUUAUAGCAAAUAGGUAUCACAGAAGCAUAGCAAUUCCUGCGUCAUUACAUUUAUCAACUGCCCUUUUAUGAGUAUUGUUCAUUUUAUGAACUGUGUGCUUUUUCAGAGACAAAAUAUGUGGUCCCAAAAUAUUAUUCGUUGU
Messenger RNA from Hemibagrus wyckioides, 1405 nucleotides. RefSeq lists its product as uncharacterized. Bases 375 to 1139 code for a protein of 254 amino acids. The record is from RefSeq and is a predicted model, not a curated record. Gene Ontology annotation, biological process: regulation of toll-like receptor signaling pathway. The transcript has 3 exons. NCBI's taxonomy places the organism in Eukaryota, Metazoa, Chordata, Actinopteri, Siluriformes, Bagridae.